CUUUAGUUUCAACUUUUCACGUAGACCAUAUGUUAAGUUUAGAGAUGAGAAAUGAGAAUCGAAAGAGGUAUAUUCAACAAAGUUGUUGACUGCAUUAGUGAUGAUAUAAAGUGGCAAAUACUGUAUUGGUACAAUGAAGUCUGCCUAUAUAUAUAUAUAUCUAUGUAGCCUUUUCUUGAUUUUCACAGCCAAUUUACUCUAAAACUCUUUGAUGCUAAACAUGGGGUCUAGCCAAUUCUCAUUUCUGUUCUUUCUCUGUUUCUGUCAGCUUUCUUUUUGUUCAUCCAUACCUCAUAUAUGCCGCAAAGACCAAAGCUCCGCUCUUCUAGAAUUCAAGAGAACACUUAUCGUAGAUACCUCAUUAGUUACAUGUAGUUCCUACUCUUAUACGAGUUCAUGGAAUAUGAGCAUAGAUUGUUGCUCAUGGGAUGGAGUCGUAUGCAAUGAGCCGACUGGUCAUGUCAUUGAACUUAAUCUUAGUUGCAGUGGUCUUGUAGGAAAGAUUGAUUCCAAUAGCAGCCUCUUCCUACUCUCUUAUCUGCAAAGGCUCGACCUUUCUUCUAAUAACUUCUGUAAUACUAACAUCUCGCCUGAAUUUGGCAGGUUCUCGAGCUUGACAUAUCUUGAUCUUUCUGACUCCUAUUUCUCAGGUCAUAUCCCUUCUGAAAUCUCUCACCUUUCCAAGUUACAGUCUCUUUAUUUCUCAGGAGAAACGCUUCAAUUUGGACCUCACGAUUUUGAAAUGCUCCUUCAGAAUUUGACUCAAUUAAGAGAGCUUCAUCUUACUUCCAUAAACAUCUCUUCCACUAUUCCUCCGAAUUUUUCUUCUCAUUUAACAACUCUGAGCCUUGGAUCUACAGGACUGUAUGGGAUAAUACCUGAGAGUAUUUUUCACCUUCCCAGACUGGAAACACUUGUCUUACAAAAUAAUGAUCAGCUCAGUGGUUAUUUUCCAAAGACGAAAUGGAACAGCAGUGCAUCUCUCGUAGAGUUAGAUCUCAGUGGCGUGAAUUUUUCUUGUCAUUUGCCUGAGUCUGUCGGUUAUCUAACCUCACUGCAUUCUUUGUCUCUUAAAAAAUGCAACCUUCGAGGGCCUAUUCCUGAAUCUCUUUCGAAUCUCACACACAUAUUGGAUAUGGACCUUUCAGAUAACUCCCUAAAUGGAACCAUACCAUCAGGGAUGUUCUCUCUUCCGUCACUCAAUCGUUUAGUCUUGAGUAAUAACCACGUUUCUGGUAUGUUUGAGGAUUCCAAGUCCAAUUCACUAACCUGGAUUGAUUUAAGCAAUAAUCAGCUGCAAGGCCAUCUUCCCAAUUCAAUUCAAAACCUUGUGAACCUAACAGGCCUUAUUCUUUCUCUCAAUAAUUUGAGUGGCCAUGUGGAUGUCAGCUUCUUUGCUGACCUCAAGCAGCUUUGUUAUCUUGAUCUUUCAUAUAAUCGUAUUGCAUUUACCAACGAGAACAAACAUAAUGUUACUUUGCCAGGAUCUCUUAUGAGCUUACGGUUGGCUGCAUGUGAAGUGAAAGAAUUGGAGUUUCUAAGAUCCGCAAAGCUUCUUUGGCAUUUGGAUCUUUCAAAUAAUAAGAUUGAAGGGAAAAUCCCAGAUUGGGCAUGGUCUAACUGGAUGUAUUCAUUGAAACAUCUUAAUUUAUCCCACAACAUGCUGGAAAGUGUUGAGUCAAUUCCUCUUCAAUCUGCAAAUGUCAUUGAUUUGCGGUUCAAGGUUCACUACCUAUUCCACCAAUGUCCACAAGAUUCUUCUAUAUCCCAUAAUAAUCUCAGCGGGGAGAUUCCUUCGUCUAUUUGCAUCUCGACGUCACUGGUAAUGCUAGAUUUGGCAGGAAACAACUUGAAGGGAGCAAUUCCGCUAUGUUUGGGUAAUAUCAGUGCCCUCCAAGUUCUGGAUAUGCACCACAACAGUCUUUCAGGGACUCUUCCAACGACUUUUAGAACUGGAAGUGCACUCAAAAGCUUCAACUUUCAUGGGAAUAAGCUGGAGGGAAAAAUCCCACGAUCCUUGAUCAACUGCCAACAACUCGAAGUUGUUGAUUUAGGAGACAAUCAUCUCAACGACACAUUCCCCGUGUGGUUGGGAGCUAAAGUCCUAAGCUUGAGAUCCAAUAAACUGCAUGGAGCCAUUAGGACUCUAACAACUGAAAACAUGUUUCCUCAGCUUCAAAUAUUAGAUCUCUCCUCCAAUGCAUUCACAAAAAACAUACCACCGGGUUUGUUUCAACAUUUGAAAGCCAUGAGGACAGUUCAUCAAACGCUGAACACACCAAGUGAUGAAGGAAGUCGAUAUUACCAAGACACGGUAGCUUUCGUGACAAAGGGAUUAAAAUUUGAAGUUGUGAGAAUCUUGUUUUUGUACACCAAUGUUGAUCUUUCAAACAACAAAUUUGAAGGAUAUAUUCCGAGUAUUAUGGGAGAUCUCAUUGCACUUCGUGUGCUGAAUAUAUCUCAUAAUCGAUUACAAGGUCAUAUACCUCCGUCACUUGGAAGUUUAUCCUUGGUUGAAUCAUUGGACCUGUCAAGUAACCAUCUUGUAGGAGAGAUACCAGCACGAUUUUCUUCUCUUACAUCUCUUGAAGUCUUAAAUCUCUCCUACAAUCAUCUCGAAGGGUGCAUUCCUCAAGGAAAUCAAUUUCAUACCUUUGAGAACAAUUCAUAUGAAGGCAACGAUGGAUUACGUGGAUUUCCCUUCACAAGAAGUUGUGGCGAUGAUCGUGUAUCAGGGACAAAUCAUGCCGUAUCUGGACAGCUAGACGAUGAAGAGAGCAAUUCUGAAUUCCUGUGUCAUUUUUGGAAAGCUGCUCUUAUGGGGUAUGGAAGUGGGCUAUGUAUUGGAUUAUCCAUAACAUAUUUCAUGAUUUCAACUGGAAACCUGAAAUGGCUUGUAAGAAUCAUUGAAGAGCUGGAGCACAAAAUUAUGAUGGCAAGGAGAAAGCAAAGGCCAUUUGUUCUUCUUCUUCUUUUGGUAUAACAUUGUGAUGUCUCUCAGCUUAAUAUUCAUGUCAAAAUGUCUCAUGUAUACAGUCUGAAUAUGUAACCGGAUAUGCUCGUAUAGGAUAAUCAAAUAAACGUGUAUCCUUACGUACCUGUUCCGUAGGCCAAACAAACCGUACAACUUCCUUAUACAUAUAUUAUACUCUCUGUAACUAACUAGUUGUCUGUCUACCCAAUAAUACAUACAUCAACCAACAAGGUAUUGGCUUCAAACCAUGUAAAAAUGUACAAACUAACACAUCC
This is a messenger RNA of Solanum lycopersicum (tomato), 3249 nucleotides long. The record is from RefSeq and is a predicted model, not a curated record. Lineage: Eukaryota; Viridiplantae; Streptophyta; Magnoliopsida; Solanales; Solanaceae.